Adineta steineri is the source of this 987-nucleotide messenger RNA. The record is from the annotation of a GenBank genome assembly. Lineage: Eukaryota; Metazoa; Rotifera; Eurotatoria; Adinetida; Adinetidae.
AUGACAGAUGUAGUUGGUCAAUCUAUUAGUCUGUAUGGUUAUUGGUCGUCAGUUCCUCUUGGUUUUGUUGGUCACAUAUGUAGUCUGAUUAUUUUCUCAUCGAAAAAUCUUCGUCAAUCAUCAACUGGAUUAUUAUUUAUUUUCUUAACUCUCUCCGAUACUUUAUAUCUUGGAAUAUCUAUUCGUGAUUUUCUUACAUUCACUAUAAAAUGGUCAACAUUACAAAGUGAAUAUCUAUGUCGAUUUCGUACAUUUAUUGUCAGUUUCUCCACUGUGACAUCAGCUUGGCUUCUAGUAUUGAUAGCACUUGACAGAUGGAUUCGUGUACAUUUUCCUUAUCGACAAGCACGAAUUUGUACACAAAAAGUAGCUAUCUUCUUGAUUAUUUUCGUAUGUGUGUGUUCAACUCUAUUUGCGUCACACGUUCUUCAAUCUGAAUUUUCUUUUACUGCACCAGGUAGCAGUUUAUGCGGACCAGCUCGUUCUUCAGGAACAUUCUAUUCAAUCUUUUAUUUUAAUACUUGGCCUAUUCUACAAUUAUUAAUCACUUAUAUGAUUCCAAGUUGUAUAAUGAUUAUUUGUUUUGUCGGUGUCUAUUCGAAAUUGCGUUUUCAACAAACUCUGGUUGUUGCGUCAACAAGAAAAGAAAGAAUGCAACGACAAAUGCUCAUAUUAAUGGUUUCGAGUAUAAUAUGUUUUAUCAUUUGUACAAUUCCUUAUGCUAUCUAUCGAAUUUUUUAUCUUCGAUCUGCAAUAAAUUCAAUCAGUCCAAUUAUAACUGGCACAGUGUCAACUUUAAUGACUAUGAAUUAUUGUUAUAAUUUUUAUAUUCAUUGUUUAACAUCUCAACUCUUCCGUCAAACAUUUAUUCAACAAUUAAAACGAGUUUUUAUCUGGUGUAAAAAAAGACAAAUAGGACGAGACAGACGAACUGUUUAUCCGCUUCCAACCAUAAACAGAAAAGGUGGAUUGCCAAUAAUAAAUUAG